Pristis pectinata (smalltooth sawfish) is the source of this 1370-nucleotide messenger RNA. It is a transcript of the gene lsm2, whose product is annotated as smx5. Lineage: Eukaryota; Metazoa; Chordata; Chondrichthyes; Rhinopristiformes; Pristidae. Gene Ontology annotation, cellular component: catalytic step 2 spliceosome; precatalytic spliceosome; Lsm1-7-Pat1 complex. The record is from RefSeq and is a predicted model, not a curated record. Gene Ontology annotation, biological process: mRNA splicing, via spliceosome. The transcript is spliced from 5 exons. The coding region runs from base 75 to 362 and encodes 95 amino acids. Gene Ontology annotation, molecular function: RNA binding.
UCUCGCGAGAUCGGGUUUGCCCGGGCGAGCGGAGCACAGUCCCUCGGAGCUUGAAUCCGGAGCCGGGAGUCGUCAUGUUAUUUUAUUCAUUUUUCAAAUCCCUUGUUGGGAAAGAUGUGGUGGUGGAGCUGAAGAAUGAUCUGAGUAUUUGCGGAACCCUACACUCCGUUGAUCAGUACCUGAACAUCAAACUGACAGAUAUCAGUGUCACUGAUCCAGAGAAAUAUCCACACAUGCUCUCUGUGAAGAACUGCUUUAUCCGGGGCUCGGUGGUCCGCUAUGUGCAGCUCCCGGCUGACGAAGUGGACACACAGUUACUGCAGGACGCGGCGAGGAAGGAGGCCAUGCAGCAGAAGCAGUAAAGAUGAGGGGACAGCGCGGCAGUGAGUGGGAGGUGGAGGAUGCACAAAUUCAGCUGUUUACACAGACUGUCCCGCGGCUGCUGAAGGAACAUCCGAAUUCUUGUUUCAACAAGUUGCUUUUUUAAAACAAAGUGUGGCUUAUAAAUUUGGAUUUUUUGUAAAACUACCUCCAAAAGACAACUGUAACACAAAGGAUUGGACAGGCUGUCAACAAUUCUGUUCAAGAAUGGCCAGUGGAGUCUCCCUCUCAUCCCGGCAUCUCCCACACUGUCCCUCCCUGAAUUUGAAUGCCACUGAUAUCCACCACUUCUGCAACAGUGGACCUCAAUGAAAUAUCUUCUCCAACUCCUCCACCUGCAUCCUGACCUUUUGUGAUUUUUUUUUUCAUCAAAUGAUUUGCAAAUAUUUAUUUGCAUUCUUUUUUUUGGGGGGACAGAAUUCUUAACCCUUUGGAAACUUUUUUUUCGAAUUUUUGUUUGAAUCUAAUACCAAAAUCAUGCCCAGCAGCCGAGUUGGACAAUUUACAGCAUGGUUCUGUCUGUUCCACUUACUUUGAAGAGUACGCACAAGCCUGUUGCUUGAGGUGGCUGCGACCACUCCUGGUCAAGCGAGAUCCGAACAUGAAGCUGGGACCGCCGUGUUGUGCAACCUCUGUCAAUCAACAGAAUUAUAAGGGGAUCACGUGCUUCUUUACAUGGGGCUUGUUUCCUCGGGCAAGCAUGUGGAAUUAUGUGGGUUUGUUUUUUUUUUGUUAAUGCAAUGGAAAGUGCAGCUAGAAAUGUCUUUUAACGUUUCCUUUAUAAAUGUUUGUACUGUGCAUCGGAAGUAAUUCAAACAUAAGGCCCCGUGUAUGCUUGCCUGCAGGUACAGAGCUUGCACUGUAAAUGCUGAACAAAGCAAGUUUUUUUUUGUUGCAAAUGAAGCUCGGAGCAGCUUUGUUUCUUUACUGUAAAGCCUUCUGAGUGUUGUGAUGUAACAUCACUAGAAUUAAAACAAAGUUUGCAAAGU